AUGCGGUACACGGAACGUAUUAACCUCGCCUUGGUGGUGGCCGCCUCGGCAAUCGGUGGCACGACCGCCGUCAAGCUGACCGGGCAUGCCAAGGGCAUGUUUGAUGAGUCAAUGAACUUUCUAGACCAGAUAUACGAUCCUGUGGCUGGCUACCUCCAGAACUUCUACUACCCCCUUGCCGCCGGAGGCCACGAAACCCGUUCGUCGGCAUGGUAUGCAUCUGGCUUGCUGCAACGUAAUAAGGGCAACGACCUUGAGGAGGCUGUCAAGAUCAUUACCAACAUCAUUGGGGGCCAGGAGAAGAACGUCAGUGCUCAAUGGUUCGGUGACUACACCGUAUACCCCGAACAGCCCACUGUCGGCAGCCCUGCGUACGCACCUGUGAUCUACAACUCCUGGGAUCCCAAUUGGAGGGGUUUCAUCGGCACGACAUUCAUGGUUAUCUACGAAGAAUUCCAGGAUAUACUCCCAGAGGAGGUCAAGGAGUUGAUCCUGGAGAGCAUGUACAACAACACCAUUGGAGACAGUUAUCGCGUUGGUGGUGUUGAUGACGACAACCUGGUGCCCUCCUACAGCAAUCCUUCCUUGAUGCGUGCCGUAGCAUCUGGGUGGACUGGGCGUAAGCUGAAUGAGUCGAACAUGACGGCGGCGGGUGAGUUGUACGCCACCGAGAUCCUCGACCUGUUCAACCUCAACAACACUCUCUCCGAGUUCAACAGCCCCACAUAUCUCGGGGUGUCCCUCUACGCGUUAACUCUCUGGGCGAAAUACAUGCCAGAAGACUCUGUAAUGGGUCAGAACGGAAAACGUAUGAUUCAGCAGAUCUGGGAGACAGCCGGAGAAAUGUACAACGCCAACAUGAAGAACCUGGCGCCACCAUGGGAUAGAGCGUACGGCUACGACAUGAAUCAAUACAUGGCCAUCUUCUCGCUUCAAAUCUGGUCGCUAGUCGGAAAGAAGCACGCACCAGUUGCCUCGCGUCCGUGGGCGAUGACACACGCUGAUGAUUUUGAGUACGCGCCACUCAUCGCCAUCCUGUCACCGUUCCACGACUCGCUCGUCCCCAAAGAGGCUGUAUCCAAGCUAUUGACAUUCCCAGGAGAACACACUUUCAAGACAUCUGCUUUUUCGCCGCCAGCCGACUACUUCCCGCGAAACAUCACCACGUGGCUCUCGGACAACCUCACCAUCGGUGCCGAGUCAUUCAAUGAAGCUGGGGUUGGAGGACCGCGUCUAGAUUCGUCGCAGUGGACACCUGCCGCGGUGCAGUGGCUUCGCUGCGAUGGCUCAGUUGGAUAUAUGUUUCUCUAUCAGAAACAAACCGCUCUGGACGUGGAUGUUGCAGCUAACACGUUAAGCUUGAGCUACCCCCGGGGUAACUCAUCAAGUGUGUUCUCUUUAAUGGUGAAGCCAAAUCCCCGUGGUGGCAAGAGAGAUAUGGCCAGCCUUGAUGAUAUUGAAGGAGUCAAGAUUGAAGUUUCUGGAUCAGUGGAUCCAGUCCCAGAAAUCAGCUUCUGUGGACUUUACGGCGGUACUUGCGACAUUAUACACGGGUUUGAAUUCUGGAACUUUACCUACACCAUGCCGGCCAACAGCACAGAGAUCCCGAGAGUCAAUCUCAAAAUCGAUUUAUCAACGUAA
Messenger RNA from Neoarthrinium moseri, 1641 nucleotides. RefSeq lists its product as uncharacterized. The record is from RefSeq and is a predicted model, not a curated record. The transcript is spliced from 3 exons. Bases 1 to 1641 code for a protein of 546 amino acids. NCBI's taxonomy places the organism in Eukaryota, Fungi, Ascomycota, Sordariomycetes, Amphisphaeriales, Apiosporaceae.